Molecule: messenger RNA, 1470 nt
Organism: Phyllopteryx taeniolatus (common seadragon)
Lineage: Eukaryota; Metazoa; Chordata; Actinopteri; Syngnathiformes; Syngnathidae
Product: carbonic anhydrase 1-like
Exons: 8
Coding region: 130-918 (262 amino acids)
Biological process (GO): carbon dioxide transport
Cellular component (GO): cytoplasm
Molecular function (GO): carbonate dehydratase activity; zinc ion binding
Source: RefSeq, a predicted model, not a curated record
GAGUGGGGUGGGGUGUCCGCGUGCAUCUAUAUAUAAGGCGACUUGCAGCUGUCAGGUGGCGGCGGGCAUCAGCAGCGCUCAAUCUGCAGAAAAGAAAGAAAGAAAGAAAGAAGGAAAGAAGGUGACCAAAUGUCUCACGCGUGGGGUUACGCCGCCGAGAACGGUCCGGACAAGUGGUCCGCCAGUUUUCCCAUCGCCGACGGUCCUCGGCAGUCGCCCAUCGACAUCGAGCCGGGCCUGGCGUCGUUCGACGGCUCGCUCAAGCCGCUGAGCCUCAAGUACGACCCCGGCACCUGCUUGGAGAUCCUCAACAACGGACACUCCUUCCAGGUCACCUUCCUGGACGACCAGGACAGCUCCGUUCUGAGCGGCGGGCCGGUGUCGGGGGUGUACCGGCUCAAGCAGUUCCACUUCCACUGGGGGGCUUCCGACGACAAGGGCUCGGAGCACACGGUGGCCGGGAACAAGUACCCCGCCGAGCUGCAUCUGGUUCACUGGAACACCAAAUACGCCAACUUCGGCGAGGCCGCCAGCAAACCCAACGGACUGGCCGUGGUGGGCGUUUUCCUGCAGAUUGGAAAUGAAAACGCCAGCCUCCAGAAGGUUCUGGACACCUUUGGUGCCAUCAAGACCAAAGGCAAGCAGACGACGUUCACGGGCUUCGACCCGAGCAGCCUGCUGCCCGCCCGCCUGGACUACUGGACGUACGAGGGCUCCCUGACCACGCCCCCUCUGCUGGAGAGCGUCACCUGGAUCGUGUGCAAGGACCCCAUUGGCGUCAGCUCGGCUCAGAUGGACAAAUUCCGCGGCCUGCUGUUCUCGGCCGAGGGCGAGCCUGAGUGCUGCAUGGUGGACAACUACCGGCCCCCACAGCCGCUCAAAGGCCGCCAAGUGCGAUCUUGCUUCAAGAGCACUUAGCGGGCGUCUGCCAUCACUGUGCCAUCCACUCUGCAAAUGUGCCCUGUGGCUCUUACGGAUUUACGGCCGGCGCCACGACUGCACGACACCAGGCCGGCUAACGUUAGCUUCCAAAGCCUUUUUAUGUGUCAUCCUUUUUGUGUGUUUUUUUAAAACAUAUGCAAACUGAGUAAUUCUUACUCUGGAAAGUAAUUUUUGAAUGAAAUUGAAUGUGUCAAGAAGAGUGUGCCAUUUAAAAUAAAAAAUAAAAAGAUGCCAAGAAGGAGAAGAAUGCAAAAGCUCAUCUUUUUCUCUUUAUUUCUCAACCAAUGUACUAAAGAGAGAUUGUGAUUCAUAUUUUUCAAGGACAAAUUAGAUGCCUUAUUACAAUUAUUUUAAAAUUUUGCCAGUGGUUGUCAAGCCCCGUCCAGAAAUUGUUUGUCAUUUUGUUGUUCUCCAUCCAUCCAUCCAUUUUCUGAGCCGCUUUUCCUCACUAGGGUCGCGGGCAUUUUGUUGUUCUAUAUUUAGCAAGUGGACAUUUGACCAGUUUAAUAAAUCGGUUUUAAAAGGAAA